GCUGUGCUUGUGUUACACUCGGCUCCUUUAACUCUGUUGUUCUCAUGGAUGGAAUGGAAGCAGCUGCAGAGCUGAGAGGAAAGCAGAUGGACAGCAGGGAAAAGCUAUAGCAUAAGUACAUACCUGAUCUCGCGGCACACCCUCACCUGUAAUGUAUCCGCAUUACAGGUGAGGGUGUGUAUUUGUCUUUGUGUUUCAAACUUUAAAGAAAAUAAAAAUGUUAUUUUGAAAGCUCGACAAAAAUAAAAGUUGAUGUGUGUUUUUGUUUAUGUUGAGGCAAUGUGACUGAUUUAGAAUAGCCAAUGGAGAUGGAGAUUGGCCAUGGGUUUUGGUCACAUGACCUAAUUUCUUAUUGGUUUAAAACUGUGUUGAUUUAACAAAACUACCUUUGUGGAUAAAUUAUUUUGUAAGUUUGACGAUGAUCUAAAAGUUCUUUUGGUGUCGAGAUCUUUUUACAAAUAAAAAAAUUAAACCAUAACUUUCAAAUAAUUGAAACUCAAAAAUCAGUGACAUUUCUAGAUUUACAUGUGAAAAAGUCUAACUGGUGAAAAAAUAAAAAGAGAAGUUUACAUUAAAAACAAAUCUCAGUUAAAAAAAAAAGUUGUUUUAAUUUUCAACAUAAAUAAACAGUCUCUUAUUGUCCAGAAUGAUUCCAGACCUCGCACUGUACUCACUGACAUGUAAAUGUGAGUAUGUAGGCCGUGAGAAGGGAUCACCUUUUGGAGGGAGGGAGGUUUGAGUGAGGCGUGUCUGGGUGGGGGUGGUCUUUCUGAGUCUAAACCUCUCAGCUGAGAAAGCCAUGUGAAGACUUCUCACCUGAGCCACAUACUGUACCGUGAAUAAAGUAGUAGGACGUCUGCAGGACGGUGAAGAGAUGAGAAAUCAUUAAGGUCUUAAAAUGUGGAUAGAGGAGAGCCACAGGCUGAGAAACAGAUGAAAAAAUCUGCAUCUAUUUUCAAAAGGCGAUGGAGACGCAGAGAGAAACCUGCCAAACCAACCCCAGAGGAAGCAGCAGAGUAUUUUUUCUGCCAAGUUUGAGAAGCAGACACCGGAGUCAUGGGGCCCCCCCUCUGUCAUCCAGCCCGCUGGGUAUUAGUACCACAGACCAGCCAGUGCCCCCCAGAAACAGGGGAAGCAAGAGGGGUGUGUCCCCACCAUCACACAGCCUGCGGUCUGUGACAGAUUCAAGCCAGCUCAGCCGAUCAGCCCCGACCAUCAUGGAACCACUGCUGUGCCUCAGUACUGCCACGCAGACCAGAGGACACAUUCAGACCCGAUUGGGCUUUCAGCAAGACAUAAAUGGUCAUAAGGAUUUUGGUCCAGGUUUGCCUGCCCGAGCUCCAAAGUUUUUAACUCCACUCUGUGGAAAACCCAGAGACGGAACUACUCUGUCAGUUCUUGAGCCACGCCUUCCUCUGAAACCCAUAAGCAGGGGUCCUCCAACUACUAAUGCUGACAGUGAGGAAAGCGGCUCCAGUUCCCUGAAUCUGGAAGAUGAGGAGGAUGAGAAGAGAGUCUAUGCGGACCCUGACAGAAACCUGCAGCUCUUCUGGGAUGAACCUUUGAAACAUUCAAAAGAUCUAACAUCUCCUCAAAAAAAUCAAAGAGUUGACCCAGGAAGCUCAACCAAUACAGGUGAAGGAGACUUUAUAGUAAAAGAAAAUCAUCACAGUGAAAAAUCCUGGAGAGCUUGUCAUGAAGGAAACAAUAAAAACUGUACGAUAGACUUGAUUGAGAGUAAGCCCUUUAAAACUCAAGACUGUGUACAAAAGAAGGAUGGUACAUCUCCUAGACACUUAGAGACUUCUGGGUCUUCGACUGAGAACCGGCACAAAGACAUCUCUGACAACAUUUAUAUUACAAAUCAAAGACAUAACCAGAAAACUGAGACCACUGAAAAUGUCCGUACUGCUGUCGAUUCCAAGAAAGACAUUAAAGUCUCAAAACUUGAGUUUAGCAAAACAAGAAAAACCACCAUGAACUCUGAGAUAAGAAAAAAUAAUCAAAUGAACCAGUCUUUUCACAUCAAAGUGUGUAAAAGCGGCUUAAAGAACAUUGAAUUUACUAGUAGAGAAGAGAGAAUUGUUCAUUUAAAGACUAAAAUCGCCAAACGGCCACAGAGCGAAACAGUUGACAGGCUUAGCAGCAACACAGAUCAACAGCUCACACCAGCAAAGGAGCUGAAAACAACACAUUCAAGUGAAAAAACCCGACGGUCAAAGUCAGCUGUAGACCACAUCACCCACAGAGAGACAUUUCAACAGAUUCAGAUGGGAGAUGAAGAAGCAGCCAUCCGUGAGACGUUUGUUGGCCCCGUCUUUGAAAAUCUACAAGUUUCCAGCUCCUGUGGGAAACCCAAAGAGAGACAGUCGCAGAGUGCUCCCACAAAGAAUAAAGAGCAGGUCACAAAGGUCAACGAAAGGCCUUUUAACCGAGGACUGAACAGAGUGAAGAGAGGCCCUGCAGGGAGUACAGCCAUUUCAGGUAAAAGCAAAGCCAAGCCUGGCCCCUCCAGGACAAAACCUCCUCUAACUGCUGUGCCAAAGGAGGCCAUCAACACCCAGGCUGAAUUUGUCAAAGGUGUUGGCAGUAGUGACGAUAGAGCUCUGUGUUGGAGCACCGAUCAAAAUUUAUCAACCAUUUCAACAAUUUGUAAGACAGAAACAUCCAGGAAGCUGCACGUUACUACGGCAACAGGUAACGGGAGUCAACAAAUUCUAGAGACAGCAUCAUCUCCAAGUCCUCAACAGAACAGCACGAGGACAGCUUCUGGCAGCAGGUGCCACACCCCCAUGUCACCGGUGUACCGGAAGUUUCUAGACGAGGCGGGGGUGGGACCGCUCACCGAUGACCUGCUUCAGUGUCUGGCAGAAGAGCUGAUCUCAUUGGAUAAGAGGGAUUCAUCCAUGGGGAUAGAAAGCUCUGAUCAGAGUAAACAAGAAGCUCCACCAGAACAAAACAUAUUUCCUAAGAUUCCUACUGUAAACAGUGAUGCUCGUCUGGGCUCCGAAUUGGCCAUAGAUGACCCCAUUACAUGGAAAAAAGGUGAAGAACUUGGCAAGGGCGCGUAUGGCACAGUGUACUGUGGCCUGACGAGUCAGGGUCAGCUGAUUGCUGUUAAGCAGGUGAUCUUAAAUUCAUCUGAUCCUGAUGCUGCAAAGAAAGAGUACUGUCGUCUUCAGGGGGAGGUGGAGCUUCUAAAAACCCUCCAGCACAUCAACAUUGUUGGCUUCCUGGGAACUUCACUUAAUCGGCAUGUGGUCUCAAUCUUCAUGGAGUACAUCCCUGGAGGAUCCAUCGCCAGCAUCAUUCACAGGUUUGGACCUUUGCCAGAGCGAGUGCUGGCUCUCUACACUCAACAGAUUCUAGAAGGGGUGGCCUACCUCCACCGGAACAGGGUGAUUCAUCGGGAUAUUAAAGGAAACAAUGUCAUGCUGAUGCCAACAGGGGUCAUCAAACUUAUAGACUUUGGCUGUGCACGGCGUCUCAGUUGCUUAAACAGCACAUUCAGUAGCAGCGUAGAACUGAUCAAGUCCGUCCACGGCACUCCUUAUUGGAUGGCUCCUGAGGUCAUCAGUGAGUCAGGUUACGGCAGAAAGUCAGAUGUCUGGAGCGUUGGCUGCACUGUUUUUGAAAUGGCCACAGGGAAACCCCCUCUUGCACACAUGGACAAGAUGGCAGCUUUGUUCUACAUUGGCGCUAAGAGAGGGUCGAUGCCAUCUCUGCCAGAUGGAUUCUCCCAAAAUGCAAAAGACUUUGUAAAAAUCUGCUUGACCAGUGAGGAGAGACUCCGGCCGUCAGCCGGGCAGCUGCUGAGGCAUUCCUUCAUUCCUCAGAGGGAUUCAAGCAGUCUCUUUGGAAGCACAGAGGAAGUUAAGUUUACGGCACCAGGUGGACGUCUGUAAAUAUGGUUUUGCUGGCCCUCCUCCAUCUCAUCCUCCACCUGGAUCAAGGUUUGUCAUAGACGGUCCAUCAACCACCAUAAGCGUGUGGGCUUGGGGGCUUACUCCCACGAGCUCAUCCCACCAGCGUGCGGGACGUCAUCGGCCCAGAGCCUAACCACAAAACACUAUGAACUUAUGUCAAUCACAUCUUUUGCAUUAUAAAUAAAACUUUUUUUUGCAUUUCUAA
Messenger RNA from Oryzias melastigma (Indian medaka), 4131 nucleotides. RefSeq names its product mitogen-activated protein kinase kinase kinase 19 (gene map3k19). Lineage: Eukaryota; Metazoa; Chordata; Actinopteri; Beloniformes; Adrianichthyidae. Gene Ontology annotation, molecular function: ATP binding; protein kinase activity. Bases 966 to 3905 code for a protein of 979 amino acids. Gene Ontology annotation, biological process: protein phosphorylation. The transcript has 12 exons. The record is from RefSeq and is a predicted model, not a curated record.